AUGAGGCACCUGGGAAGGGUGGAGACAGGGGCCUUAGGAAUUGCUCUGUGGGAUGGUGGAGAGUCAGAACUGGAGCUUAGGAGGUCGGAGGGGCCUGGGGUGCAAGGACCCCUAGAGGCAUCAGAAAACAGAGGUCAGAAGACACAGAAGGUCUCCUCUUCCAGCUUUUCAAUUGCCCUCUCUCCUCACACAGUAGAUUACUGUCUCUCCUAAUUGGUCCAUAGGCUGGGGCAUGGGCCUGGCCUGGCUACACAGUGGCCGUCAGGGGGCAAAAGAAUGUGCCUGAGCUCCUCCCGCAUCAACUGGUAG
Molecule: messenger RNA, 309 nt
Organism: Myotis lucifugus (little brown bat)
Lineage: Eukaryota; Metazoa; Chordata; Mammalia; Chiroptera; Vespertilionidae
Gene: HEPN1
Product: hepatocellular carcinoma, down-regulated 1
Source: RefSeq, a predicted model, not a curated record